UUCCAGUUUUUCUGAGAGCGGCCGAGCUGACCCCGCGGUCCGGGAUGUCCGAGCUGCCCGCAGACAGCAGUGUCCCACCGACGGGCGCGGCGAAUGACAACGGCGAUGUCCCGCAGGCGGAGGUAGGCGGCGGGAGGCGGGAGCCGGCCCCAGCGCAGCCUGUGGAGGCCAGGGACCGUCCGAUGGCGGCGGCCAGGGAAGGUCCAGUGGCGGAUGCCAGGGAAGGUCCGACGGCGGCGGCCAGGGAAGCCCGGAUUGCAGAGGUUGCCCGAUUGUUGGCGGAGCCAGCAGACGAAGAGGGUCCUGAGGGCAGACGCCGGUCCAGGCCCGGGAACAGCCCAGGCCUGGCUGCGUUGCCGUAUCUCCGCCUCCGUCACCCACUUGGCGUUUUAGGAAUUAAUUACCAGCAGUUCCUCCGCCACUAUCUGGAACACUACCCGAUUGCUCCCGGCAGAAUUCAGGAGCUUGAAGGACGGCGCAGGAGAUUUGUGGAAGCCUGCAGAGCAAGGGAAGCAGCGUUUGAUGCCGAAUAUCAGCGGAAUCCUCAGAGGAUGGAUUUUGAUAUUUUAACAUUUAGUAUAACUCUGACUGCAUCUGAAAUUAUCAAUCCUCUGAUAGAAGAACUUGGUUGUGAUAAGUUUAUCGGUAGAGAAUAG
Eubalaena glacialis (North Atlantic right whale) is the source of this 656-nucleotide messenger RNA. Its product is annotated as EP300-interacting inhibitor of differentiation 2. Gene Ontology annotation, cellular component: nucleoplasm. The record is from RefSeq and is a predicted model, not a curated record. The transcript has a single exon. Lineage: Eukaryota; Metazoa; Chordata; Mammalia; Artiodactyla; Balaenidae. Bases 45 to 656 code for a protein of 203 amino acids. Gene Ontology annotation, molecular function: transcription corepressor activity. Gene Ontology annotation, biological process: negative regulation of DNA-templated transcription.